GCCGAUCCCUCCCGCAGACCGCGGCCACCAGCGCACCGAAGCUGCGGAACCCGGCGAUGCGCUAAGCUGCGGGCCCUGGCCGCCGAGGCAGCAUGGCCCGGCCCGUGCAACUGGCGCCGGGUUCCUUGGCGCUGGUGCUGUGCAGGCUGGAGGCGCAGGAGGAGGCGGAGGGUGCGGAGGAGCCUGGCGGGCGCGCUGUGUUCCGCGCCUUCCGAAGAGCCAACGCGCGCUGCUUCUGGAACUCGCGGCUGGCGCGCGCCGCCUCGCGGCUGGCCUUCCAGGGCUGGCUGCGGCGCGGGGUGCUGCUGGUGCACGCGCCUCCCGCCAGCCUGCAGGUGCUGCGCGACGCCUGGUGUCGCCGGGCCCUGCGCCCGCCGCGGGGCUUUCGCAUCCUGGCGGUGGGUGAUGUCUUUCCAGUGCAAAUGAAUCCAAUAGCUCAAUCUCAGUUUAUACCUUUGGCUGAAGUUCUCUGCUCUGCUAUAUCUGAUAUGAAUGCUGAUCAGAUUGUAGUAACACAAGAAUCACUGUUGGAACAUUUGAUGAAACGUUACCCAGGCAUUGCAAUUCCAUCUCGAGAUAUUCUUUAUACCACUCUGGGAACUCUCAUUAAAGAAAGGAAGAUUUAUCAUACUGGAGAAGGAUACUUCAUCGUUACUCCUCAGACUUACUUCAUCACAAAUACAAUCCCCCAAGAAAAUAAGAGAGUUCUGUCAGAUGAAAAUUCCCAGAUGCCAACUUCCAUCACAUAUCUGGUGAACGUGGAGAGCUGUGCAGAGUUAGCCAAAGAAAAUGCAGCCCUCAUUUCGCAUUGUCAUUCCUGCCGGCGUUUCCGUGAUGUGUGCACUCAGGAUGUACAGGAACCACCAGCUGCUGUAGAAGUGACUAGCAAAGGGCAGAAAGGUCUCGUGGAAUCCAAAUCUUUGGUACACAAUCAAGCAGUUUCAGUGUCUGAGGAGAAUCACGUCUGUGAGAGUAUCAAACCUUUACCACACACAAAAGACAGAGAAAAAGUCAAGAAGUUUGGCUUUAACCUCUUCUGGCGCAAUGUAUCCAGAAAGGAGAAGUCCAGAGUAAAGCACAGCAGUUUCUCUGCCCAGUUCCCACCAGAAGAAUGGCCCGUCCGAGAUGAAGACAACAUGGACAAUAUCCCUCGAGACGUUGAACAUGAGAUAAUCAAACGAAUUAAUCCCAUUCUGACUGUUGACAACUUAAUCAAACAUACUGUCCGAAUGCAGAAGUAUGAAGAACAAAAAAAAUAUAAUAGCCAGGGUACAUCCACUGAUAUGCUGACACUCAGAUAUAAGUAUUCUUCAAAAGUGGGAGUUAAGAAAAGACAAGGCUGGCCUGUAAAGCCUCGAAGGCAGGGUCAUUUGCACAGGGACAGACACAAAGCCAGGAGUCAGGGAAGUGGGCCUCAGCCGGGAAAUGUUAGACUGGAGAAACACCCCAAGCUCCCUGCUACACAGCCUACCUCCAAAAAUGAAGCAGUACUUCAGAAAUCACUUGGUGAGAAUCCAUCAGUACUAGGUCCCCAUUUGAUUUACAAAAAGCAAAUCAGUAAUCCUUUCCAGGGUUUGGCUCCCCGAGGGAGCCCAAUAACCAAAGGGCACAAAAUCCAGGAGACCAGUGAUUUGGAACCCAAUCAGACUGGACCAAAGGGAAAGCCUGUCGAAAGGUCAAGGUCUUUGGUUUCCUCAAGAAUCUUUGAGAGUGAAGCCAAACAGCUAUAUGGUGAACAAUGUAAUGAUAUACUGAGAGAAGAAUCCACUUAUGUGAAUCACUCUACUGUCAAAUCUAUCAGCGGUGAUUUUAGAGACCACCUCUUAAAUUACUCUCAAUGUAAUGGUUUGCAAAAUGGUAGUAAAUGCUGUUCCUUCAGGGAGAGCAUGUUGAGAUGCGAUGUGUAUGGUGGAGAAAAUGAGGUAAUCCCUGAAGUCUCAAGGAAGAGUUAUUCUCAUUUUGACACAUUAGAAGAGACAGAAGAGACACAGCAUGUCCUGCCAUCUGGAGGGUCCUCUUCUUUAGACCAGGCAUCCUCUGCUUGUAGAUUAGUUGACAAUACAAUACACCAGUUCCAAAAUCUUGGUCUUUUAGAUUACCCAACAGGUGCAAAACAUUUGAGACAAACUGAGAGACAAGACCGAGACUGUAAAGAAACUCUGAUGGGAAAGGCAUGUGUCCAAGAAGCACAGACUGUGUGUCUAGAAAAUGAAGGGCUUUCUGAUGAUGACCAGGCCUUGUAUCAGAAUGAAGUGGAAGAUGAAGAUGGGGCCUGCAGUUCACUCUAUCUGGACGAGGAUGACUUUUCUGAGAAUGACGACUUAAUUCAAAUGCUGCCUGACAACAUUCAGUUUUCCUUUCCAGAGGGAAACAAGUGGAAUCAUUUAGGAAAACAGAAGGUGACAGAAAGGCCUCUGACUGAGUAUGACAGCAACAUACAGAGGUUUGAGCCUCAGGUGCUUAAGGGAAAUGAACAUUACAAGCUCACUAACCCUGGUGAAAGCCAAAAACCCAACCUUUCUGCUGAAAACUGUAUCCUCAAUUUAGGAAUCCAGUGUGGUUUUAAUUAUGAGGAGGAACCCAGUGUAGCUGAAUGUGUACAGACCUCAGCCCCUGAUGAUGGAAGUGUAUUUGAUUACUGCAGCGUAGAGAGAGCCGCUGCUGAGGCCGAAGCCCUACAAGGCUCUGUUGGUGAUUUAGGAAAGAAACCAGGUAGCCGGAGUCAGAGUGCUCAGAGUCAGGAAAUGAGAAAACAGUUCACACACAAGUUGGAGCUCUUCAACACUUCGCAUAUGCCAGCGUUGGCUCAGGAUGUCCAACCUGAACGCAGUCACUUGGAAGGAGCAGAAACCCAGAGCCUGACAGGGGAUAGUGGGAUAGAUUCUCCACGGACACAGAGUCUGGCAUCUAAUAAUUCAGUCAUUUUGGAUGGACUAAAAAGAAGACAAAAUUUACUGCAGAACUUUGAAGGCACAAAGAGCAGUCAAACACUUACAUCCAGCUCCUUACUACAACUCACUCCAGUGAUAAAUGUUUAACUCUUAUUUUUUGGGAAACUCUUGUAAAAAUGUAUAGCAUUAAUAUAGAGUGUUUUAAUCAACUGAGUUUAUAAGAAUUCUCUAAAGCCAAACAUAUGUUAUUAAUCUCAUUACAUAUUUUGUUGUAGUUAACUGGCUUUUUCCCUUUUUUGACACUGAUUUUUUUGAAGCUUAUUAUAAAUUUAUUGGGGGUAUAUAGAGUGUUUACAAUAAAAAAAAUGGGAUAAUUGCUCUCCUAAUUAAAUAUAAUUAAGUUGACUAUCAGACAGACAUUUAUUAGUUUUUCAAAUACAUAAGAUGCUAAUUUACUACCCAGUAGUGAAUUUCUGUACUCACAUCAAUGCCGAGUAUUUACGGUAAGCGGAUCUCACCAGAUUUCAACACAGAACUCUAGAAAACAGUGUUUUAGGUGCAUAGAUAAUUUGUUUGCAACUAAAGUCUUUUAUCAUCAUAAAGAAUUUGUAUAGAUGUACUGAGUACUGAUACUUUGCAACAAGAAUUCCUUCUCUCCAAUCAUUGCUGCCAGGGAUAUUCUCUGUGACCAGCUUUAACAUGAGGAAAUGGCUCUACACUGUAAUUGAAUGACAAUAUCCAAAAUACCUGUGGCAGUAGGCAUAUGGCUCAACUGUUUCUCUGGCUUCUCCCCAUGUUUGAGGCUCUCCAUAAUGGCUGUGAGGAGUCAGGAUGCUUUCAAUGGUGGAGAUAGAAGGGAAGCAGGAUGGCUUGUGAGUAAAAGGGAGAUUCUGAAUUAAGAGAUUUAGAGAAAAGGUGGAAGAUGGCUGAUAGAUAAUUUUCUACAUUUGAUCCUUUUUGUUCAUCAUAAUACCUACGUAGCCUCACCAGAAUUUUUUCUACCAGGUCUUUUCAGACCAAGUAGUAGAAUGGUCAGUUCUUUCGGGUUUAGGAAACACAUGGGGCAGUCAAGACUGGUUUCAGUGUGUUGGGCAGAUGAUAAUGCUGACUUUCAGUUGAGGGGAUGUUUCUUCUAAGAGGUUUCUAAGGAUUGUCAAGGAUGUUUGAAUAGAGAAUACUUUCCAGCUCUCACCAUCCAGGUAACAGCAAAGGCCAGAAUGAUGAAGCUCAGCACUGUGGGGAGCUGCCUCCAGGCCCUGUGAGAGUGCAGAGGAUCUGAGACCAUACGCACCCCUGUUUCACUGUGGUUGGAUCACUCACUCCUGACAGCUGGUUUUCGUGGCUCUGACCAAUCUACCAUGGCAUUCCAAGAUUAACUGUGGUCACUGGGAUAUUUAAAAAACCCUGGGUAAAGUACCAAGGGUUAUCUGGAUAGAAAAGCCCUGUGGGGGAGGCAAAGAUUUAGGGGGUCUUACAGCUUGGAGUCAGCACCAGUGAAUGGAAGUUAAGAGAAGAAAAAAAAUUCAGCUCAUUAUGAAGAACUUAUUAGAUAAAACUAUCUGAAGAUGAAGUAGGCAACUCUGUAAACAAAUGAACUUCCCACCAUUUAAGACAUUCAAGCAGAGGCUUGGUGAUCCCUUGAUGGGUAUGCUGUAGAGGUAUUUUCAGUACUUUUCUUAAAAGCAUGACAGAACUAGAUGAUUUUGAAGACUUUCCACCAGUAGAGUGAAGGUUAUAUAAAAAUAUAUCCAAUUUUUUAAAAAAAGGGAAAAAAAGAUUCACUGAGGGUCUUGUGAAAUACUGAACUCACUCAAAAUGCCCAAGUACUGCUUCCCGGUCUCCAUGUCUGCACUUUCCCUACCAAUCCUUGGUAAAAGGAGUACCGACUACUCUUCUUUGAUCCUGGGCCUGGACAAUUGUCUUAAUGCAGUGGGGAAUCCAAAGUCUUUCGUGACUCUGGCCACAUCUAGGGACCAAUGAAAUUUAUCUAGUUUUUUCAGAUACAUUUGAUACUCUCUAAAUGUAUUAAAUGAAGCCUAUUAUGAAACCAGUAAACCUGCCUUCUGUAAAACACAACAUAUGACCACAGAUAUUAAAAUUGAGUGUACAUGUUCUUAAA
Capra hircus (goat) is the source of this 5010-nucleotide messenger RNA. It is a transcript of the gene STOX1, whose product is annotated as storkhead box 1. The record is from RefSeq and is a predicted model, not a curated record. Lineage: Eukaryota; Metazoa; Chordata; Mammalia; Artiodactyla; Bovidae. The transcript is spliced from 4 exons. Gene Ontology annotation, biological process: positive regulation of transcription by RNA polymerase II. Bases 93 to 3038 code for a protein of 981 amino acids. Gene Ontology annotation, cellular component: nucleus; cytoplasm. Gene Ontology annotation, molecular function: RNA polymerase II transcription regulatory region sequence-specific DNA binding; DNA-binding transcription activator activity, RNA polymerase II-specific.